Messenger RNA from Histoplasma capsulatum G186AR, 1875 nucleotides. Its product is annotated as GPI mannosyltransferase. Bases 1 to 1875 code for a protein of 624 amino acids. The transcript is spliced from 4 exons. NCBI's taxonomy places the organism in Eukaryota, Fungi, Ascomycota, Eurotiomycetes, Onygenales, Ajellomycetaceae. Gene Ontology annotation, molecular function: alpha-1,2-mannosyltransferase activity. Gene Ontology annotation, cellular component: endoplasmic reticulum membrane. The record is from RefSeq and is a predicted model, not a curated record. Gene Ontology annotation, biological process: GPI anchor biosynthetic process.
AUGUUCAGACGAACAUACCUGCUUCUCCUCGUGGUUCGCAUCUACUUUGCCUUCUCACCCAGCUAUCUCCACCCAGAUGAGAACUUCCAGGGCCCGGAGAUUUUUGCUGGCCAAAUCUUCAACUAUCCUUCCAAGCCAACCUGGGAAUUUACCUCAGACCGUCCUAUUCGGAGCGUUUUCCCGCUAUGGCUUUUCUACGGCGUACCCAUGACGCUCCUGAAGUGGCUAUGGGCGGAAGAUGGGACUGGAAAUACUCCGCCGGAACUGAUAUACUAUGUCCUGCGCGGGAGCAUGUUUGUUCUGAGCUUUGUUAUGGAGGACUGGGCGAUCCAUGAACUGGUGGCAUCAUCUUCACGACUCCGUCGCCAGACAGUCGUCCUGGUGGCAUCCUCCUAUGUUACCUGGACUUUCCAGACACAUACCUUCUCGAAUUCGUUGGAGACGUUGCUUGUCGUGUGGAGCUUAGUUUUGAUACAACGCAUUCUCGAAAACAAGCAAAAUUCCUCUAUCUUCGCAUGUGUGGUCUUAUCCUUCCUGCUCGUCGCGGGGGUUUUUAAUAGAAUAACUUUUCCAGCAUUUGUUUUGAUACCCGGCCUUCGAUUGGUCCCCCAUUUCCUUCGCAAACCGCUUUCGCUUCUAACAGUCAUUGUUUUCGGCCUCAUAUCUUGCUUCAUCGCGAUCUUCAUAGACACAAAUUUCUACAGCGCAUCCGUAACAUCCCUUUCCGAUGUUUUCCACAACCCAAUCAUUACGCCCCUCAACAACCUGUUCUACAACUCCGACGUUUCAAACCUCGCUAACCAUGGCCUCCAUCCGCGCUACAAUCACUUCCUUGUCAACCUACCCCAACUCCUUGGUCCCAUCUACCUCCUCUUACUCUACUCCUUCAUAUCCUCAAGUGUCCGCUCGUUCUUCUCCCUCCGGAACCUCCGCGCCAUCUCAGCCCUUUCAGCAACAGUUCUCCUCUCCAUUUUUCCCCACCAAGAACCCCGCUUCCUCAUCCCCUGCGUUGCCCUUCUCCUAACCUGUUUUCGUCCCCCACGCUCCCGCUUCUUCUUAGCAUCCUGGGUCCUCUUCAACGCCGCUCUAGGUAUCCUCAUGGGCAUCUAUCACCAAGGCGGGGUGAUCCCAACACAACUCAACCUCCCCACCCUCCUCGCCAACUCAACCGCGCCGCUGACUUCCUCCCCGGGAUCAGGGGGGAUGAAUUCUAAACCAGACGACCCAAUGCCAAUGCGAAUGCCCAGCGGCACCGCCACCGCUUUCUGGUGGAAAACCUAUUCCCCACCCUCUUGGAUGCUAGGUGAUCUGAGCAAUACUAGCGUCCCACAUCUUACUUUCUCCAGCAUCUCCACCAUUGACCUGAUGGGUAUUCCUGGCCCGGAGAUGAUGGAGAGACUCGAACGGUCUGUCCCGAAAUGCGAGAGCGAUCGCAGGCCAAAACACGGCAAGCCUGCUGCCAAGCGUAACCACCAGCACCAACAGCUGGAUCCCAAUGCGGGUAAUGAUGAUAGCGCAGUGAACAGUAACAAUAAUUAUAAUAAUAAAGUCACAAUCCAACACGACAACCCAACCCUCCUCAUCGCGCCGAACUCGAAUACGUUUCUGGAUAGAUAUGUUGCUGUCCGUACUGGUUCUGCGUCCGCUGCAGAUGCGGAUGCGGUUGCAGACAGGACAAAUGAGAACGAGGAAAAGGAUAGGGGAAGCCUGCACUCCUUGCAACUGCACCUCCUUUGGUCAUAUGCGCGCCAUUUGAAUCUAGAUGAUAUGGAUUUUGGCGAGGAUGGAGUGUGGCCGACGCUGAAGCGGGUAGUGGGGAGGAGGGGUUUGAAUGUUUGGUUGGUGCGGAGGCGAGGAUGUUUGGAUGGAAACUGA